This is a messenger RNA of Plasmodium relictum, 696 nucleotides long. RefSeq names its product conserved Plasmodium protein, unknown function. Gene Ontology annotation, cellular component: clathrin coat of coated pit; clathrin coat of trans-Golgi network vesicle. The coding region runs from base 1 to 696 and encodes 231 amino acids. Gene Ontology annotation, molecular function: structural molecule activity. The record is from RefSeq and is a predicted model, not a curated record. Gene Ontology annotation, biological process: vesicle-mediated transport; intracellular protein transport. NCBI's taxonomy places the organism in Eukaryota, Apicomplexa, Aconoidasida, Haemosporida, Plasmodiidae. The transcript has a single exon.
AUGAGUGAAUUAAAUGAUUUUGAUCAAUUUAAUUUUAACAGUUAUGAUCAUUUUAGUAAUAAUCAACCAUAUGGUAAUAUUCCCAACAAUGAUAGCUAUGAAAUAAAUGAAUUGGAUAAAUUAAACAAUUUAAAUGAUAAUUUUAAUGAGAAUAUAAGCUACAAUAAUGUUGACAAUUCUUUAAAUAAUUUCUACGGUGAUGUUAAUUCAAAUAAAAGAGAAAGUGAAAGAUCAAGCAGUAAUAAUAAUUAUAGCAGCAGUAAAAAUGAGAACUCCAAUAAAAACAUAACACUUCCACGAAGAGAAAGUAAAAUGUCUUUUGAAAAUUCUUAUGAACAAUUUUUUGAAAAAGAAUCAGACAUAUCAGAUACAGAAGAAUCCAAUAUUUGGGAAAUCGAAAGAUUAAAAAGAAUAGAAGAGAGAAAAGAAUAUGAAAAAAGAAAAAAAAUAGAAAUAAAAGAAAAAGCAGCAGAAGAUUUAAAGAAAUGGUAUGAAGAAAUGGCCAUUAAAGUUGAAGAAAAAAAAAAAUUAUUUAACAAAAAAAAAUCAGAAGAGAAAAAAAAAGAAGAAAAUUUAGAAGAUAAAACAUGGUUAAAGGUUUCUCAAUAUUUAGAUUUUGAAAAAGGCGAAUAUUUUAAGGAAAAUAGCAGAAUAAAGCAGAUCCUAUUAAAAUUAAUAAAGAAGGAAAAUUCUUAA